AUGUCGGAAAGUUUAUAUGAGAGCGUCGAUUCUGCAAAAGAAGAUGGCGAGAUAUCUGACGAUGACGACAAAAAUGAUAACGUUGGUGGUGGUGACGUGAAUGCUAGAAAUAAUUUCUCCGUUUCGUGCGAAGACACAAAUGACGCUUAUAGUGAAAAAACAAAUAGGGAUGUGCAGGGAGGCCCCAGUAGACCCAGUUCAAACAACAACAACAAUAAUAAAAUUAAUAAUAAUAAUAACAACUCUAAAAUUUGUAUGAAUGCUAGUAGUAGUAGGAAGAGUAAAAGAUGGGAAUAUUAUAAGAAAAUCAUAGAAAAAAAUGAGCCAAGGAAUGAAUCGGUAUUCAAUCGUCGAUUGAACAAAUCGAAGCAGUACUACCCGCGCCCAUCCCGCCUCCGACAGCAACAACAACAACAGCAACAUUUGCGAGCAGGCACAUCCCUUCGGCCGCCUGGAUUGAUUUUUAACGAUUUAAAAUCUGAAAUGGAGUUUGGCGAGCUGUUGAGAGAGUACGAUGAGAUUAGGAGAGAGCUAGAAGUUCUCGACGCCGGGGUCGAAAUCGUUGGCGGUGAUGAUGGCGAAAUAUACAACAGCAACAACAACAACAGGAAUGACAAUGGUGAUGAUGACAUUAACGACACUAAUAUAAAUUGCAAUAAUGAUAAUUUUUUUAAUUAUGCUAGCAGUUCUUGUAAUAACAAUAUUUAUAAUAGUAAAAAUGAUAAAAUUGACGACGAUGACGACGAUGAAGAGUUGAAAAGGUUAAGAAUUUCUGCCUUGAAUUCAGCUCUCAUCAAGAGAAACAAAGUAUACUACGGCAAAAAUUAUAAUCAAGAUAAUCACAGGACUGAAAAUAUGGAUAUCGAGGGUGAUGAUGGUGAAGAGGGGGAGGAGGAAGGAGAUGGCGGUGUUGAUAAUGAUGGUCGUAAUCGUGGUGGUGGUCGUCACGAUGGCUCUGCAGAGAUCUUGCCCUUGUUGGAUUCUGGUCAACCCAGCAAAUUGACAACGACUAAUCCGAGACUGCAAACUAUGAAACAACAAAAACAACAUCAGCAACAUCUACAGCAACAACAACAACAUCAACAUUUACAGCAACAACAACAACAUCAACAUUUACAGCAACAUCAACAUCUACAGCAACAACAACAACAUCAACAUUUACAGCAGCAACAACAACACAUAUUUCCAUUCCCACAACCUUUGGACUCUAAAAGCCUAACAGAUAUAUCCAAGCCAAAACUUAAUCCAAUUGAAUCAGUCAAUAAAAAUCAUCCAACAUCAAUGUUUCCUAUAAAUUUGUUCUCAGCAACGACAACAUCCUCAAUAGCAGCACAGCAACAACUACAACAGCAGCAACAGCAGCAGCUUCAACAGCAGCAACUUCAACAGCGGUCAAUUAUGCCUAAUCUAUCUAUCUUGCAACCAAGAUUUCUGCAACAAAAUCUGGUGGGUAUUGUUCCUCUGAAAUUGCAACAACAACAACAACAACAACAACAACAACAGUUACAGCAUCACCAGCAACAACAACAGAUUAAACCACAUAUGAUUAUGCCACAGACUCAGCAUGCCAUGCAACAACAACAACAACAGUUGUUGCUGCAACAACCUUCUCAAACAAUUUUACAACGCUUCCCAGUUUUGCAGCCUUUUCAGCCUCAGCAGCUGACUCAACAGCAACAACAACAGCAGCAACAAACGUUCAUUCCUUUGCAGCAGCAUCAACAACAACAACAGCUUACAUUACCCACCCUUCAUCAACAACAACAACAACCGCAACGAUUGAUUCAACAACAGCCAGCAUGGUUGUCAGUGCAAAACAACUUGUUGAAGCAAAUAGAGCAAAGUCAACAGCCACAACAUCAGCAAAAGCAACAGUUCAAACCACCACAGCUGCCACAACUGCCACAGCCACAAAACUUAAUCAACAAUAACAACUUUAACAAUGGUCUCCUCCCAACACCUACAAAAUCAACAAAAUUCAUUAACAUCUUCAAUUCGGCCAAUCAGCUGCAAUCACUUCAACAUCAGCAGCUGCAACAACAACAUCAGCAGCUGCAACAACAACAUCAGCAGGUUCAACAACAACAUCAGCAACAACAACGACAACAACUUCAGCAACAGCAACAAUUUCAGCAGUUACAGCAUCAGCAGUUACUGAAUCAGAAAAAGUUACAAGGUGUUUUUCAGCAGAGUUUGCAGCAGCAAGGACAACACCUGCAGCUUCCAAAGCCACAGCAGCAGCAACGAAAGCUGCUUCAACAGCUGCAGGUACGACAGCGUCAGGAACGAAAACUGCUACAAUGUUUGCAGAACCAAGGCAACGAAGGCAAGGCAACUCAAGAGCCAAUCAAUAAAAUGGCUAAUAAUAAGAAUAAUAAAAACAACAACAACAACAACAACAAUAAUAAUAAUAAUAAAUUCGCCAGUUGUAAGAGAAAGAGUAAAAAAGUAAGGGCUAAGAUAAGAAGAGUUAUGAAUAAGAUCAAUAAUAAUAACAAUAAUAAUAAUAAUAAUAAUAAUAAUAAUAAUAAAGUUCUUACUGGUGAGGCAAGGUAUAUCGAAGUCAUACCCCAUCCUAUGAGUAGUGCUAAACCAUCUUCGUCGUCGUCAUCAACGUCAUCAUCAUCAUUGCAAUCAUCAUCAUCAUCGUCGUCGUUGUUGUUGUCUUCGUCGGUAAAGCAGUCGGUGAAUUUUUUGUAUUCGGCUCGGGUUUCGGCACCAAUUCCAGGUUUCAACAACAACAACAAUAAUAACAAUAAUAAUAAUAACAACAACAAUAAUUGUGAAGAUAAUGGCGGAGGGGAUGUCUUUGGAGGCAUUCUAAAAAAAUGCGACAGUGUAUACGGAAAUGCAGCUGACUUGGAUGUGAACAACAACAACAACAACAACAACAAUAAUAAAAAUAAUAACAAUAUCGUUAAUAACAAUAAUAAUGAUAUUGAUUGCUAUAAUGAUAAGGAUAAAAAUAAUAGUAAUAAUAAUAAAGAUAGUAUUGAUUAUGAUAGCGAUGAUAUGAGAUAUUUGAAGGAGCUCAGUGGCUGCCUGUUAGAGAACCAACAAUGGAAGGUUACUAGCAAUAAUAAUAAUAAUAACAAUAAUAAUAAUAAUAGUAAUAAUAAUAAUGUACAUGAUGAUGAUGAUUAUAACAAUGACGACGAUGGUGAUUUGUUGAGGAAUGAUUUGUUCCUGCUAAUUAAUGAGAUUAAGAAAGGUAUUGGCACGUCGGCAGCGGCUUCACCAGCGUCGCCACAUCGUCAUCAGCUUUAUCUUCUCUCCCCGCCACUUCCACCACAGCCUCCACUACCAUCAUCACCACCACCACCUCCAGCAUUGUCACUGCUCCCACCAUUACCACCACAAUCGCCAUCACAAUCAUCAUCACUGUCGUCGUCAUCGUCGCCUCCACCGCUUCCGACGUCGUCUUCGUUAUCAUCACCACCAUCAGCAUUGAUAUCAUUACCCCUGGCAUCAUCAUCGUCAUCAUUACAACAGCAGCAGCAACCUAACUCUUACAUCAUCAUCGAUGAUGUUGAAGAUGAUGACGACUAUGUUGCUAAUGAUAGCAACAACAACAACAACAACAAUAAUAAUAAUAAUAAUGGCGAUGGUGAUAAUGAUGAUGAAAUGUGCUUUGUCAUAUGUGAGGGCAGUGAUGAGAAUGAUUUGGUAAUAGUGGAUGAUGUCGACGAUGAUGACGAUACCACUAGGGAUGAUGAUGAUAAUAAUAAUGAUAAUAAUAAUAAUGAUGAUGAUGAUGAUGAUGAUUAUAAAUAUGAGGACGAUAAUGUUGUCGUUGUGUUGCCAUCAUCAUCAUCGUCAUCAUCUUCAUCAUUGACGUCUGCGGCUGCUCUAUCGUACUCCUUAUCGCCCAUAUCUGCAUCAUCAUCAUCACUAUCAUCCGCAAUGAUGACGUCAUCAUCAUCGUCCAUAACAUCGUCGUCGUCGUCGUCAUCAUCGAUAACGACAUCAUCAUCAUCAGGGUUGUCAAAUCAUUAUCGUCAUCUUAAUGUCGUCACGAGUGACGUCAUCUCUGUCAGUAGUAGCAGCAGUGCUAACAACAUCUACGACAUUGAUGACAAUAACCAUGAUGAUAAUAAUAAUAAUAAUAAUAACAACAAUAAUAAUAAUAACAACAACAACAAUAAUAAUGAUAAUAACAACAAUAAUAAUAAUAACAGUUAUACAAAAGGUGGUGAUGACGACGACGACAUGGAUGAAGAGGAAUUAAUGCUGAGAGCCAAGUUACUGCAUUCCUUAACCGUUCGGAGGAAUAAGAAGUAUUCAGAAAUGUUACUUAAAGGUCAAGGUGAAGGACGUGAGCAAGAACAACGACGGCAGAAGCUACCACAGCAACCACAGCAGCAACCGAAACGACAAGUGCAGCAGGAAUCACCACAGUAUAAACCUGCUUCAGUGAAAAGUAGUAAUAGCAGUGGUGGACGCAGUAGCGACAGACGCUGCAGGGACUGCAGUGAUAAACGCACCAGCCGUGAUAAACACAACGGCAGCUCUAAUAGACGAAGCAGCAGCAGUAGUAAUCGUGGCUGUAACAGCUGCCAAGAUGAUGACAAAAUUAGUCGGCGUCAUCAUCGUCGUGACGAUAGUCGCGAAAAAAUUGAAAAUUCUGAGAGAUCGAGGUGCAAAAAUGAUGAGAAAAUUGAAGAUCGGACUCUGCAGCAGCAGCGAGUGCAGCAGCUACAAACGUCACAACAGCAACCACAAUGGCAACUACAACAGCAGCACCAGCAACAACAACAGCAGCAUUUGUUAAUGCCAUCUCAACAGUAUAAUCCAUUUCAACAUUCACAGCACCAACCAGAAUUGCAUAGACAGUAUCAACAACAACUGCAGCCGCAACAACUACAACCACUGCUGCUGCCACAACAACUGUUGCUGCAACCGCAACUAAAUCAGCCUCUGCAACAACAACAACAACAUCUGCUGUUUAAGUUAUCACAAACAAUUGAAUCUAGUCUAGAUAGCUCUCAAAAGCAGCUGCAACAACAUUUUCGGCAGCAGAAGCAGCGAGAGAAUGUUUUUCAACAGUUUCAGCAGCAGUUGCAGCAACAGCAAUCGCUGCAAUAUCAAUCACAUCAAUCGUCGUCAUCAUUAAGAGUUGCCAAUCGGAGAAAAGUCAUAAUUACAUCAAAGGCCAACUCCGGUUUAGCAACUACUUCUCAGUCGAUGACGUCAACGACAGCAACAACAGCAACGUCGGCAGCGGCUGUGGUAGCAGUUCAGAAUCUCUCAAUUACAUUAGGCACUGCUAAAACUAACAUCUACAACAUCAACAACAACAAAAACAUCUGCAACAUCAACAACAACAAAAACACCUGCAACAUCAACAACAACAAAAACAUCUGUAACAUCAACAAUAACAGCAAAAUCAGCAACAACAACACCUGGGACAUCCCAACACUCCAAGUCAUUAGAAUCAGCAGCAACGACAAAAUCAACAACAACAUCUGGGAAAACCCAACUCUCCAAGCCGUUAGAAUCAGUAACAGCAACUACAACAACAACAACAACAACUGUGAUGGCGGCAACAACAUCAGCACUAGCAGCAACAUCUUCGUCACAAAAAUCACAUCAUCAAACAGACCAAUCAUCAGCUCAUCAUUCUACCUAGACAAAGGUGUCAUUAGCAAGUACAAAAUAAACAGAUAUAAACUCAACAACAACAACAAUAAUAAUAAUAAUCCACAACCACAGCAACAACAACAACUCCUUGGAAAGAGAUCCCAUCCAAAAGAUGGUGAUGAUGAUGAUGAUAAAGAAACUGAUGUCGAAUUAGACUCAAUGCUUAAGCAAGCUAGAAUUGAGCUGCUGAACUACAGGCAAGCUCUGACGUCCCUAGAGCUAGACUCGACUCGAAGUCGUGGCCAGCUUAGGCAGGCUGAGAUCAGAGUGUCGAAAAUCAGAGAGCAAUUAGUGACGGCUUUGAAGCUGGUCGAUAGCUGUCAAUCACAAGUUGCCCUCUUCUCAAAAAAGACCUCGGAGACUAGGUCAAAGAUCAUAAAUACAGAAUCGAAGAUGUCUUCCAUUAAGAGGGACAUGGCGGAAUGCUACAAGUCUAGUGUAGCAAAGUCAGUAGCCUCCAAAAGACAUGGUAGUAAUAAUAAUAAUAAUGAUGAUGAUAAUGAUAAUAAUAACGUCGGUGAUGGUAGUGAUCGUCUGAUUAAGCUGCCAAAGAAUUAUUUGGAAUCUUUUUUGAAGAAGACCUCAGCACUGAGCAACAGGCAGCGAUGUCUGAAGCUUUUGCAUACCGUCGUUCUGGCCAGGGGGACAUCUAUUUCUUCGUCACUUGGCCAGCCACGCCCCUACUGCCUUGAGAACCUAUCGGGCAAGAGGGUUGAAAUAUUUGUUGACCAAUCAAAUCGCGAGAAAUUCAAAUCGACCAAUAUCGCUGAUUUAAUGGGUUAUUUUUUUGCUCAUUAUGACUGCCAAGAGACCGGCUUCACCAGAUACUGGAUGCACGGACUAGCCAACAACAACAAUAGUAAUAACAAUAUUCACAAUAUUCACAAUAAUAAUAAUAACACUGGUAAUGAUGGCGAUGAUGAUGAAUGCUCGUCUACAGACGACGAUGGCGAUGAUGAUGAUGACGUUGAAAAUUGCCCACAAAAGUCACAGGGGCCCGACCCGAUUACUGUCGGCCUAUGCCUGUUCAGCAGGGCUAUCGAGGGCGACCAAUCAAAUUCCUUGCUCUGGUUCCAUUAUUUAAAUUUAUUUCAAAAAAUGAUUGACGGCCUUGGGGCCACUUCCGGCGGCGGUAGCGGUAAUGAUGAUAGUAGUGAUGAUAAUAGUAGUAAUAAUAAUAAUAAUAACAAUAAUGUGAAAUAUAUCAAAAAUAAGGGUAAUAACAACGGUCUUAGUAAGAGUGCUGGUGCUGAUAACGAUAGCGCUAAGCCCUCACCAUCAUCAUCAUUGCAACCUACUACGUCAUCUUCAUCAGCUGCAGCAGCAGCAGUAGCUGCAUUAGCAUCGUCCUCAUCGCAACCGACAAACAUCUUUUACAAUAUUGAGAAUGAGAAGUACAAUGCGAUGUUGAAGCAGCUGUUUGAUCUCUACGAACUUGCCCUCUUAAAGGCGCCCUCCAUCCAAUUGUAUUUCAAGGUGAAGUACAUAAACAGAGCCGACAGCCUAUUGGAGAAGUUGAAAUUGUGUCAGCGAGCCGUCAAAUACCUUUGCUCUAAUCUGGAUCACGACGACAACAACAACAACAAUAAUAAAAAUAACCAUAAUAAUAAUAAUAAUAAUAAUAAUAAUAAUAAUAAUAAUAAUAAUAAUAAUAAUAGUGGUAGUGGUAGUACUAGCGGUGGCGGUCACAGCGACGACGACGACAGUAGAGUUAAUGAAGUCAGGUCGACCUACUUAUUGGAGUUGUUACUCUACCAGGUUUACUUGCGUUUCGUCAGUGGCAAAAACGCUCUUGGCAUCCAAGUUUUCGAGAGCGUAUUGAAAGCUGAUAAACGUCAACAAGAUGAAAAUGGAAAUGGUGACGACAAUGAUAAUAAUAAUAAUAAAAAUAAUAAUAAUGAUAAUAAAAAUAAUAAUGAUAAUAAUAAUAAUGAUAAUAAUAAUAAUAAUAAUGAUAAUAAUAACGAGUUGAUAUCCUACUUGACGAAAGAGGAUAGAUUGAUACUGUGGAUGAAUUACAUUCAUUUCUUCAUCUUUAGUAUGAAAAAAAUCACUUCUUCUUCUGCUGCUACUGCUGCCCCUACUGUUACUUCUACUACUACCACAACAACAACAACUACUACUACUGCUACUACUACUACUACUAAUAAUAAUAAUAAUAAAUCAGUGAAUAACGGUGAUGAUAAGUCAGCAGCGUUAACACACGUCGACCUGUAUAAAAAUUGCGCCAACUAUAAGAAAAUGAUUGACGGCUUCAUUCAUUUAUUUGACGUCGGCGUCAAAAGUUGCGAGAGUUUUGCAGCAGCUGCUGCAGCUACGACAAUGGCGUCAGCAUCGUCGGCCACAGUGGCGUCAACGCCGGCUGCAUUGGUGGCGUCAUCAGCUGCGAAAACGUCGGCAGCAGUGAUGUCGGGGUUCGAUUCGCUGCUGGAGAGUUUAUACGUUUCGUACGUUAAUUUACUACUGGAGUUCGAUAUGAGGAAGAGAGCGAGGGAGAUGGUGACGGGCUGCUUGGAGAGGCACGCAAAUUUUUGCGAGAUAUGGAACGUACUACUUACCCACUUGUGUCGUCAUAAAAAUAAUAAUAAUAAUAAUAAUAAUAAUAAUAGUGAAGAUGACGUCAUGAUAAUUGAUGUCAAUGACGAUGAUAGUGAUAAUAAUAAUAAUAAUAUUGUUGCGAAUACUACUACCACUUCUGCUACUCCUACUACUACUACUACUACUACUACUACUACUGAUAAUAAUAAUAAUAAUAAUAUAACUGAGAUGAUGAAGAUAGCGCUUAGUCACAACAUAUUCUCGGCCAAGUUAACCUACAAUAUCUCUAUACUGCUUGCAGAACAGGGAAAUAUGGAUGAAGCUCUCUCAUUGGUCGAGCUACUGCCAAUGAGAAUCAUCCAAUGUGGUCAUCUAAAUAAUGACCCUAACCUCAUGUUCUGCGCGCUAUUGAACUUUGAUCGACCAAUCACAUCGGCCCCAGUUUGUUACGUUGAAAACUUCAAUGAGAAAAUACUUGCCUAUGAUAAUGCUUAUUUUUGGCUCUGCUAUUGUUUAUUGUUAGACUUGCAAGGCGAUCACACGGCUGCCGGCUUAAUAUUCGAAAAAGCUCUCAACCAAUCAAAAUGCCCAAAGUCUCAAACCGAAAUCCUAUUGGCUGCUGUUAAAAGAAAGACUUUUCUAGCGCGCUGUUUUUCGUCCGAGAGUCUUGCCGACGAAUCAAAAACGAUAUGGGAACUUUUCAGCAAAUCAUUGCGCGUUAUCUUGACGAAGAAACGCCUACGCUUUAACGCUAUUGGUCGAAGGAGUUGGAUCAAGAGCUACGAUUGGAUGAAUGUUGCUAUCGAUUGUUUUGUUCAGCAAAUGUUGUCACAGGAUUCUCUGACGCAGUUUUAUGAUUGGAUACUGCCAAAGAUGAUUGACAAUGUUCCAUUGGCCGUCAGAGCUCUUACUCACUUCAUCACUAUUGGCCGAUUCAACCUAUUCAAUGGUUUCCUGGCCAUGAUGGUGACGACCUACAAGUGGGACCAUUAUCAGAAUCUCUCCUUCUGGAAAAUCUACAUGAAAGCCUUGCACGAAGAGUUUGACCCCGACAAGGUACGAUGCGUCUAUCAGACUGCCUUACACUAUUUGCCAUACCAUCGUCUUCUCUGGAAGGAUUACCUAAUGUUCGAAAUAUGCGAGAAAAACGCCCACACGAUUGUGAGAGUCGUCGACAGAUGCCAGCAGCUGAACGCCAACGUCAGGCACAUCUUCACGACGCUACUCGGCAAGGGCUGUCUGGUGGAGGAGAAGACCUCAUCCUGAUAAUGAUCCUCAUCCCGAUACUGAUGAUGGGCCCAUUACAUUCGCAGGUGGCUAUGAUGACGACGACGACCACCAAGAUGAUGGUGAAAGUGUAAGUGAUGUGUGGUGUGCGUGUGUAUGUGUGUGUGUGUGUGUGGUGUGUAUGCGUGUUUGUAUGUGGUGUGUAUGCGUGUGUGUAUAAAUACACGACAGACAAAAGUAUGUGUACUUGGUUAAAAAUUUCUAUUCAAGUCCACGUGGUCUUUACAUCAAAGACAGCGAACAUUCAUCCACUCGUUCAUUUGUUAUUUUUUUAUUCAUUCAUUCAUUCAUAUUCAUUCAUUCAUUCAUUCAUUCAUAUUCAUUCAUUCAUUCAUUCAUAUUCAUUCAUUCAUUAUUCUUUUGUUCAUUCGCAUUUCAUAUCCAUUAUUUUACUCAUUCAUUUAUGUUUGUUUAUCAAUUUGUUCCUUCUUUCGUUCAUUUGAUCCUGAGUUUAUUCAUUCGUUCACUUUCUUUCAUACAUUCGUCUUUUCUCGAUUAACACUUAGGAGAAAGUAUCGUAAAUGCAAUGCAGUAAGCAUUUGCGUGUGUGUGUGUUUGUGUGCGUGUGUGCAUGCGUGCGUGCGUGUGUGCGUACGCUCGGUUUGUUGUACAAAAAAGCAGCCAUCGUACAGCGGUAAUGCAUUAACUGCUGUAAUACACCGGUGAUGGACUGAAGAAAAGAAACCAUGGAAGAGGAGGAGUGAAGAUUGACAGAAAGAAAGAAAUAAAGAGAAUUUUUUUUAAUCGUCUUGCUGAUCGUUCGUUAACUACUUACGGAAAGAUGAUUCUAUUCAUUUUUCCAUCACCAAUGUUCUCGAUUUUUUCUCUCUUUCUCUCUGUCAUUCUCUCUCUUUCUCUCUCUCUCUCUCUCUCUCCAUAUAUUUAUAUAUAUAUAUAUAUAUGUAUAUAUAUAUUGUUUUUGUUUAGUUUUUUAAAAAUACAUUAAAUUAUCUUGGUUUUUAUGUAUAUAUAGACACACAGAUGCAUACACAUACAGAAACAAACAAUUAAACGCACCGGCCUUAUAUAUAUUUAAGUGCCCUGAUUCUUUGUGUAGGGCGCUAUAUAAAUGAAUAACCCUUAGUGAACAGUAACGAUAAUAUGUAUAGAGAGGACUGUGAUUUUUAUAACUUUCUUUUGUUUUGUUAGAUUUUUUUUUUUGUCACACACACACACAUAGUAUCCAUAUAUAUGUAUAUAUACAUACAUACAUACAUAUAUAUAUAUUUGUAUAUAUACUUGUAUGUAUAUAUAUAUACAUGAUAGUUUGAUUGUUUCAGUUGAAUUAUUUUUUGUUGCUGAAUAAAUUAAGGUUUUUUUCUUGAUU
This is a messenger RNA of Helobdella robusta, 10792 nucleotides long. RefSeq lists its product as hypothetical. The record is from RefSeq and is a predicted model, not a curated record. Gene Ontology annotation, molecular function: protein binding. Gene Ontology annotation, biological process: RNA processing. NCBI's taxonomy places the organism in Eukaryota, Metazoa, Annelida, Clitellata, Rhynchobdellida, Glossiphoniidae. Bases 1 to 9444 code for a protein of 3147 amino acids. The transcript is spliced from 30 exons.